Molecule: messenger RNA, 4638 nt
Organism: Oryzias latipes (Japanese medaka)
Lineage: Eukaryota; Metazoa; Chordata; Actinopteri; Beloniformes; Adrianichthyidae
Product: ankyrin repeat domain-containing protein 6-like
Biological process (GO): protein K6-linked ubiquitination
Cellular component (GO): BRCA1-BARD1 complex; BRCA1-A complex
Molecular function (GO): ubiquitin-protein transferase activity; protein binding
Source: RefSeq, a predicted model, not a curated record
GCUGUUGAUGAUGAAAAGGAAUUAUCUUUUAAUAAGAUCAGAGCUUCACAUCUGUGUUCAUAUCAUGAUAACCCCCACCACCACUUUUGUUCCUCGUUUAGCCCUGUUAUGUUUAAUGCUUCAGAUUGGAUCUGUAAUACGCUGAAACAAAGUUUAGCACAGAUUUCAUACAAAUAUCAAUCCCAACAUUUUACGGGAUACAUUUGAGAGGAACUCAAUCACGACCUGAGUUGUUUUUGCAGCUCUAUCAUUUUGCUAUCUGAAUGUUUCUUGAGCUUGACAGGUAUUAAAUUCUGCCUUCCUCACAUCUCCUCUGCAGUCUGCAUUUACUGAUGGAGGCUUACAUGAGCUCCCGCCCUCUGAGCUGAUGCUUCACCACAUCUGGCAUCCUCCCUGCCCAUCUUCAAUCGCCGAGCGACCCGCCUGCUGCUGCGGCAUCUUCUGACACACAAACGCUGGUUUUAAAGGCUUGCUGGACUUCAACCAAGAGCACCUUUUGGCUGCAGAAAGUUCCCCCAGGCUCCGUGGAGGUUCAGGUGGUAUUUUACACAUUUGGAGGUUGAAGAGGUUGGCAGUGGAACUGCAUUCAAACGUCAAGUUGAAGAAGGUGCCACCAUUCUGCAGGAGAACCAGAGAGAUCUUCUGAAAUGGAAAACUUUGUCUGCAAGCAGGGUUCAGGUCUGCAGACGGCGCUUCACCGCGCCACCAAGGUGGGCAAUGCUCAAGCCGUGGCCGCUCUCAUUAAUGGAGGCUGUGCUGUGGAUCUGCAGGACAGGGACGGAAACACGGCACUCCACGAGGCAUCCUGGCAUGGAUUCUCCCCCUGUGUCAAACAGCUCAUCAAGGCCGGAGCUGAUGUGAAAGUGAGGAACAAGGUGGGGAACGUGGCACUUCACCUGGCAUGUCUUAACGCACACACUCAGACAGCUCGCCUCCUGCUGCUUGGAGGAUCUAGCCCAGACUCUCAAAACGCCAAAGGGGAAACGCCUCUUCAUGUUGCUGCCGCUCUCAACCACAAGAAAACCGUCCAGAUUUUGCUGGAGGCCGGUGCCGACAGAACAAUCCAGAACCAUGUGGGAAAAACAGCCCUAGACAAAGCCAGAAACAACCGGCAUAAAGAGGUGGCUCUUCUUCUGACGGAUGCCCCACAGUCCGGCUGUCUGAGCAAAAAGAAACUCAAACUGAGACCUCAAAGUGGCCCAUCUGUUUGCAGAGCAGAAACGCAACCAAUCAAAGACAGAAGCUCUGCGGUAGAAGAUUCGCCCAGCAGUGGAUCGACUGACUCCAAGACAGACGUACAGGCUGUAAAAGAAAACGACUCACCUGAAUAUCGGCGCUCUGCCCAAGGCCAGAGAGAUGCCCUCAGUGAUGAAGAAGAUGCUGGUUCUGCUCCGAUAGGAAGAGCCUUCCAGCUGUAUACGCUGUACAGAGACAAAGAUGGCAGGAUCCAGCAGGCUCCAGCCAGCAAGUGUCAGUGCGGGCCGCAGCUGAAGAAGCUGGAGGAGCAGCUGAAAGCCACACAGGAGGAGACCAGACUGAGGAUCCUGAAGGUGCAGGAGCAGGUCACCAGACGGCUGGACAGGAUGGAGCGCAAAAGCAGACACCAGUUGAAAGUGUUGGACGCGAUAAACCAGGACAGAGCAGCUGCAGAGAGGAACAGCUUGAUGUCCAGGAUGGAGCAGAGUGCAGCGAAGAUCCGAGCUGAGGCCAGAAUGGCUCAGGCAACAGUGAGGCAGGAGCUGAGGAGGUGGUGUUUCUCCUGGGUGGAGGGGGUCCCAGCUGAAGGCCAGUAUCAAAAACUGCUGCUUUCUCCAUCGGUGGAACCAUCUGAAGCAGACCUGGAGUCAGCCCCUCUGCUGUCUGGAGACAGCAGCCUGGUGCUGGAGACCCCCGUCAGCAGCCUGAACUCCAGAUCUGCAGACAGCCACACAGAGGAAGCGGAGGGGGGGACGUACUUUGAGAUGAAGGUGGACCGAGAUUCAGAUGCUGAGCAGAACUCUGCACUCCCUUCUCCCGCUGAACACUCUUCUCACUUCCCACUGGACUCCUCUGACCCCUGCUGGCUGUCUGCAGAACUGCAGGACAGCAUUGAGGGCAGGUCCAGUGUGAACAGCAGGGAGCGCCCUGACAGCUCCACAGUCCUGGAAUUCUUCUCAAGCCGACCCCCUGAGCCCACGUUCAGCCAGGAGAGGAACAAUCUGCACGCCAUGGAGGUGACUCAGCGAUUCUUUGAUACCGUCUCGGCUCAGUUGGAGCUCUGGUGCCACAGAAAGAUUCUGGAGGUGGAGCAGCAGGCGGAACUCAGAGCACAGGUAGACACGAAGGAACUGCUGCAGCAAAUCAGUACACUGGAGGCGGAGCUAAAGAAGCUUAAGGCCAGCGAGAAUGGUAAGAACUACAACAUCGGCAAAGCCCCAGUAUCUAAGCGUAACUGGUAUUAAACAAGAAGAUGUCUUUUAGAUUCCAGUGGAGAACAAAAGAAGGAAAUGGGUUCGACUGAUUAAAGCAGCAGCAAGUCGUCUGUUUGGUUACGUUUCGUGACUUGGCACACACCGUGAUGCAGGCGAGGUCUACAGAAGAAAAUGCUUUCACUAUUAUUGUUAGUUGAUGUUCCUAACAUUUCCAUUAAGACAAGACCACCAUGUAAAAUAUAAAUUACAGCUAUUGAUCCAAAGUCAUGCUUCAGUGUGAUGGGGUUAUAGAGACAUUUCUGCAGUGUUGAGAUCACUCAGAGCCUUUAUCUACAAACGAAGGGAGUUUGGAACAGGUGAAACUCUUUCCCAGAUGGAUCAACCAACCAAACGGACUCCAUGAAAAGACUGAAUUAUUACGCUAGUCUAAAAAUGGGAGAAUAACAAUGUAGUGAUGUGCUCCAAAUGACACCUGGACAGACAAAUAGCAACAGUCAAACAUGGUGACAGGAGUGUGAUGGUGUGGACAUGAAAUGUACAAUUUAUGUUAUUUGGCACAGACAUCAUCCAUUUAUGAGUUCAGACUCCAAACUAACAACAGAGAAAACACCAGCAGCUGUUUUGUAAUUGAACUGCAUGUCCAAAAUAUUUCUAAUUAGUGUUUCAAUCUUUUUUUACAUUGUCUUCUUGUGAAAAAAGUGAGGGAAAAUUUGUGAAAAAGAAGAAGUGAGUUAAAACUUAACUAUCAGUCUUUAGACUAAAUCUAUACUUUAAAUAGUAGUAUUUUCCAUUGGAAAAGGGAUUAUAUUACAGAAGCCAAAUUUGAUUUUUUGUUUUUUUGUUUUUGCUUGUCAAACAUCAAAUUUUCCAGUUCUGCAAGUUUGUUGACAAAUUGUGCUUGAGUUGGGCGUAUCCUUUUGGUGAGUUCAUCCAGUGGGCGGAGCUCUGAUGAAGCUUCUGGUUGUGUAACCCAAUGAUCCUGGUGUGACAUCUGGCUCUCGGCCUCAGCGACCAGUGGUUGCGCGGCAGCUUCUGAAGGGAAAAUCAAAUCAAUGUUCCAUCGAUUGUGCGAGGGUGCGAUGGAAAUCUAAUUAAAGCCCCGCAGGCACAGCUGGUUAUUUCACGCAGCCGAGCAGAACAGCUCUAAAGUCCAGCCAAUGGCAUUUGGUGAUUCUCUGACAGAUGAACAUGACCGCGUGCAAACACGAGCAGGUUCGCAAAGAUAACAUUUAAAGAUAAAAUUCAAUCAGCUAAAACAGGGACAAAUUCUAUUCUAUUCGAUGCCAAUCAAUAAAACACUGACUGAACACUUACUGACUUCUUUAUACUGAGUAUAUACAAGACAGGGGGCAAUAAGGAGAACAAAAGGUCAGGAAGAAAUCUCCAACAGAACCGGUACCUGGUAGGAAGCUCACCCAACUGAACCGGUUAGAGGAUGAGGAGAGUGACAAAACUAUGGAAGAUAUCAGCUAAGAGCAAAAAAAUAUAUGACACUAGGAUAAAAAAAAGUGGACGGUAAAACCCAGUGCAUUGGAUGUGGUACUGCACACUUGGGUUAUGCCCGAAUUCCCUACUAAGUGCAUCAAAAUUCCAAAGUCCAGUGCCCUGGAAAUGUCUUAGAAGUUUCUAAAAAAUGGAUGCAUUGAUGUUCACUAGAAUGGCGCAUAUAGACCACAAUGCAAUGUGUUUGAACAAUCUGUCAUUAAAGAAAAUGUAUUUUUUAUGAAUAAUCCAAGUUUUCAUCACCAGAACUCAGUGAAUUUCUAAAUAGUCUUCAUGAAAUGUUCAUAUUUAUCAUGGUGUAUACUUCGCCAAAAAGUGGUGAGCAUGUGCCCGAAGUGCGUUAAAAUCCAGGGCACUGUAUAGUUCCACACUUCAUAGUCUUUUAGGGGUUGGAGAGUAGUGAGUAAAUUUGGACUAGAGUAGCCAGUUUGUCAUUGUUGUAGUUGCUAACUAAUCCUAUUUUCUCUUGCUUUUUGUCUUCAGAGCUGUUUCUCUCUACUGUCUGAUGAGUCGUAUUUUUGCAGUUUUUACCCGAGGUUUUUUUUUAAAACAGCAAUGAAAAUUUAGUUUGAAAGUCACUGAACACCUGCCAACUGAAUCUUAACAGCUCAGACGUUUGCAUUUUUUUCCUUUGUUUUUCGAUAUUUGUUUCUAUGUUUUGUUGUGUGUAAAGUCAGAUAAUCUUUUUAUUAAACUGACUUGGAGGAAGAAUCUCACAAAAAUA